Messenger RNA from Spirometra erinaceieuropaei, 16329 nucleotides. Lineage: Eukaryota; Metazoa; Platyhelminthes; Cestoda; Diphyllobothriidea; Diphyllobothriidae. The record is from the annotation of a GenBank genome assembly.
AUGCCGAAGUCGCCAGAAAAGGCUAGAUAUCCGUCAUCACAGGGCCAGAAGAUCGUGAAGGGGGCGAGUUUGAUUAUCCUGACCUUCCAGACAACGGCGCUUGUUUUGCUGAUGCGCUAUACACGUCUACACAGGGAUAACGACCGAUUGUAUUUGACUUCAACAGCCGUCUUCUGCUCUGAGGUUACGAAAUUGGUGGCCUGCGUCAUCGCCAUUUACGUAGGAAGUGGUGAGUUGACGAUUUAGUCCGCCAUCGGCCUUAUGUUUGUGUUGCGACUACUACUAAUGCUUAGAAUAAUACCUCGUCUGUUUUUUUAAUAUGAUGUCACUUUUGUUUUUGUGAGGGUUGCCACUUUUUAAGGCCGGACCUGCAUCUACUUUGAUUAUGCAAGCCUAGAUUCUGGUUCAGUGAAGCAGUCAAGAAUGUGACGCGACUGCUGCAAUCAGGAUAUCAUGCGACAUCAGAUAAGAGUAAUGGAUGCAGGGAGGUUGCGGUAUUUGUAGGAUGCAGAUGCUAUCCUACCAGGAUUGUCUUGCUAUGUGCAACCAUCUACAGCGAAUGCAGAGGCCGCUGGUUUUUGUAUGUAUUCACUGGCACAGCAGUGCAUCUUAUUAAUACUGCAACCCUUGUCAAUCUAAUACCCUUAUUUGGGACCGCCUCCAAUCAUGAGUUCGAGUGUUCAUGCGAAACUUUGAACGAGUAAAAUUCCUGCUCCAGUGACCGCGUCUCCUUCCUUCCCACUAAAUUUACAGUCUCCAGCAACCCAGCGUCUCUAUUGUCAGUCGCCCGAGGAUCCGAUAUCAGUACCGAGUUAUAUGCCUCACUGUCACUGAAGUUUGCAGAUGGGCUGCUCGACCAAUGACCCAUUGUCCUUCCGUAAAGUGCCUACCAACCCUUGAAGCUGUCCGUUUUGCCGGAGUUUCCGAUCAACUAGAGAUGAUGCAUGUAUGACGGCUAAUGUCGAUUUUUCCAGUAAUCUACCGAGAAGGACCGCAAAUAAGAGUUGCAGUUCCAUAGACGCCAUAGAUGAAUAGCCCGCGUGAAUACGCGGAAACAUUCAGUUCACUCCCACUAUCUUACUUGAGUGGUCUGGUUACACACAUGUACCUCAUGCUUUACAGGGACUUUGCAUUAGAACUGGUUCCAGUGUGGUUUCACGAUCUGCAAACAUUCUUCUCACAGCCCUGGUUCGGAGUCCAAUUUCAUCUUCUGUCAGCACGUUUGGGAAUGAGCUUGAGCUUGGUUUGUUCCAUAACAUUACAUAAUUGAUUUAGUAUACUUGGAUAGUAUACAUCUGGCAAGUAGAGUUUUCUAUGACAGAUACCUGUCCGUCAAAUUAAAAACGGUUCUAAAGUCAGCAAGGUGCACUUUUGGAUGUAGUUUUUAACAUAGUAUGUGUACCUAAUUAGGCGACAGUUUUUGCUAUGGUCAAGGACUUUUUAUUUAGUCAAGUACUGCGGCCACGAAGACGUGUCUUCUCAUUACCACGAUUGACGGCUAUUUGGCGCAUCUGUGGCCGACGAAUAGUGCACUGGUCUUCAGUUUAAGAUAGCUGGGAAAUUAACGGACUCAUUUGCUUUUCAAAUAAACAGUCGUAAACGAAUUACAACGGCGUUGUCAAGGCUCACAAGAUUAAGAUCUUGGGCACUGGCUUAAAGUACAUUAAAACGCGGUAACGACACUGUGACAUGGUAGCCGUGAGUCGUCACCAAGUAGGUUUGCUUCCCCCUGUUGUCUUGCGGUUUGGUUCUAGUGUCAAAACACUAAAGGGAAGAAACUCGAUCAAGCAAUUCGACCUGCCUUCACUGGGAACUCCCAAGAACCCUCCAAAAAUGCUCAGUUUUGUACCACGCUUCCCGCUGCAUUGUCCAUGCCAGUGGACACGCUUUGCAACUAUCGUCGAGUGUUGCGGAGUAUUCAGUCUGGAACGGUCAGCUGGUGUUGGAUGUUGGAAUUGGCAAACACUCUUUAACCCUAGUAUCUGAAAUCCGACUGCGCGUCGCCUGUACCGGUACACAGAUGUCUACUGCCUGUCUGAAAGCCGAAUUCCAAGCCCAGUCUGGGGAGAUUAAAAUUCGGGUGGUUCAUUUGCACUUCACUUCUGCCACAGCGACCCACGCGACUUCUCUGACAAAGACGGUGUGGCGAUCGCGCUUGCGUGAUAACCUGCCAAUGGUCGUUUAGCCCACACACGACUAUAUGGGCACUUUGCGAACAUCUCUCCUUCCUGUCUGAGUGCCAACCUUAACUGUCAAUCAGUGCGAUAAGGAAACUCUACACGUAACUGAAGGUAUAGGUUGAAGACUCCCUCGGCAGCUUUUCUUUAGUUGCCAGGAACCGGGCUUGUCGGGCUGGACGACACAAGCCUUACAAUAACUGUCCGAUUGUCCUCUUCAGGCUCAUAUUCCGGUGCAACAGUGAUAAAAGGAUAUUUGGCUUCACUGACUAGAAUCGGUUGUUCGUCACGAACACCGCAAACAUCUACCAACCUGAAAUUCUAACGACGGCAGUAGGACCGUUUACAUUAAUAACAUUCCAGUCGAUGGUUGAUUCGAACUUUUUACUUAGGUUCGUAUAGCAGAUCGCCGAGUUGUUACGAAACUUGCAACUCCUAUAGGCCAGACCAUGCUCUCGUUUACACGUGUACGAAAGUUAAUCUCUAUUCCAUACCCAAAAAGUGUCAUGCAAGACGCCUUGAUGCCGCAACAUUGCGACAGCUCAACACAGCCUAAUCCGCUUUGCAGUCCGAGUCAAAGAAGACAGUAACAAAUGCUCAUCGCCAAAGUCCUUUGCCUUCGGGGUUGCCAAAAGAAUUUUGGAUUCACUUAUCGGCACGUCAGAGACUAUCAGCUUAAGGGUCCUGCAGUCGGCCGCUAAGACCAAUCAAACAAGAACUCGCAACAAGAGUUCCUUCUACCAACUGAGAAAUGCCGACUAUUUUGGGUGCAGAUAACUGCGAAAACCGCCUGCCGAUGUUAUGACUUCUACGAAUUAGACCCCAAAUGCCAACGGCAGUCGAAGUUUACCAAAUUAUUCGCUAAGUUAGUGGUAGGCCAUUUACACUUGGUGAUUGUUCGCAAUGCGAAUAGCGGCGUAGUGCCGACAGCCCAACUGAUGUCGAACGCCGGCAUGAGAACGCCUUUUUAAAUCCGACGACCAACCCGUCACCGUCGUUUUCUGCAGGAACAGAGUUUUCUCUCUGUCGGCCUCUACAAAGCAGCCGGACCCUCCCUUCAACAAAUAAUGGACGUCCGCAAUCCCAAAAUUGUGCGACUACAGGGCCCGCAGAGUUUUUGCAAGCCUUCAUCACGUUAUCUCAAAUAUCAAGAAGAUCUGUGCCGGUUCUCCUCCUCCUGCUCUGAAGUUAUGAAUACUGGGCGUUUUGUUUGGAAGUCAAACGUAAACCGGGGAUUUUUGAUUACCGUUGCCCGCGAACGGCGCUGCCGCAAAUCGUCAUAUAGAGGGAGUUACAAUCCGUGACAUCGUCGAGGCCAGCUAGAUCGGGUGUGAUCAUAGCCAUACUAAGUACAAGUAGUAAGUACUGUCUCUGGAUGUAGAGGCGGUGAUGCUCGUUCACUGAUUUCUCAUCCGAGUAAUAAAAUUUAGUCAUCUAACGCCCUUUUCUCGAUCCAGGAGAUUGUCCCCCGUAUCUGCUAACUAGAAUGUGUGACGCACCUCGAGAGUAUGAUAUUAUUUUGGAUAAUUUCUCCCGCGGUCAGUCUGGCAUGUGUAAUUACAAGGACGGCUAAGAGGUAAUUUAAUCCUCUUAUGAAAAUUUCCUAUGCAGUCAUCGGGCGAAAAGUUCAAGCAGAUCUCAAAUACUGCUGCUGGAUUCCUACCCUUGUCCUGAGCCCUGGUGGUUCGCAGUGAGAAGUUGCAUCUCGGUUAGCAGGGAAUCGCUCGAGCUUCAGUUACAGUGGCAUUACAGAAAGUGCGUUCAGUAUUUGGAUUUGUGUGGUAGGGAUAGUCAACAGUGCGCAGCCCACUUGGAUGUUCUUUUCAGUUUGACUUAAAGUUAACAGGGAACUUCCGAAACUGCUUGGACUUUGCGUACAGAAAAACCUCUCAUCACAGCCGAUCUUCCAAUCUCAUGACUCCAGUCACGCAGUAUCUUUUGAUUUCAUUGACUUCUGAGAAGGGAGCCGGUACUUAUUUUUGGUCACCAAACCUCCCUGACGGCCCAUCCUGAAGUCGGCCUCCCCACCUCCUACCCCCCCAGCACGCUUUGACCCGUUUUUCAGAAAUAUAAUAGAGCGCCCUUGCAGUUUGCUGAACCUGCCAUAGUUCUGGCUGCUACGCUUAUGCAAGCGGACAUCAGUUAGGCGGAUGCACCCACAACAGUGACUCAACUGUGCCUCGGUGGGGCCUCGUAGCUCAGAUGGUUAGAGCGUUGGUUGUACUAAAGCCUCCCUCUGCUGUUGUGGGUCCGAAUCCCACCGAGGCACCGAGUUUUUCACAGUUGGGUCAAAGUGAAUUAUUUGAAAUCUGCCAAAACACCUCUGAAAUGCACUGUUAGUUGUAAAAAAAGGUCCAAAAACAUAUCCUACGUGAAAAGUAGACUUUCUAUGUAAUGCAUUUAGCCAAUAAGCAAAAUGCACACAGUACAAAGUAGCCCAGAUCAAGCAUCUAGAUCUCGGUCAUAGUGUUUCACGAGUAAGGUUACCUACUAUGGGUCCUCUAUAACGAGUCGGCAUAUGCGACUGGUUGCGAGACAUCCUUAACAGCUCUAAACUGAUGCAUUCUGUUGCUGUUUUGGAUUCGGUGCCACUGUUUCACUAGCGACGACAAGGAGGUCAGCUCUUAACCUGGUCCGAGACAAUCUACCGAUAUAUAGAUGCGUCUCUUAAACCUUCCAUGGUGGGUUUUCGUCGCAGGAUACUAUCCUUGACAUCCCAGCCGCCGGAUACACCAGACCUGAUCUAUGCCGUAUCAAGUACAUGUGAACAUCCUCAUGACAUAAGCGGACAGAUGGAGUUUGCGUCUGUCAUAACGUUAGGAAUAUUAGGAUCUAAUUAUCCACUGAGACAGUUCAGGGUAUUUGGAUGUGAUUCCCGGAGAUGAGUUCUGACCUUAUAAUAUUGGAUCCAAAAACAAGUAUUACUGGCAAAACUUUUCUGGUAACCUGACAAGCCUGCACAGCCAUCUCUUCGACCGUGCUUAAGUCAAUCUCUAACCCCCUACUUCAGGUUUCUCACUUACCGAAACGCUUUCUGAGAUUAAGACAAAAGUUGUGGAUGAACCAUUUGAGCUGCUGAAAUUGGCGAUUCCCUCGGGCCUCUAUACGCUGCAAAAUAAUCUCCUCUAUGUGGCUUUAUCAAAUCUCGAUGCGGCAACUUAUCAAAUAACCUACCAACUCAAAAUCUUCACAACCGCUAUAUUUAUGGUUGUUAUGCUGAACAAGCGUAUCUCUGUUCAACAAUGGGUGUCUCUAGGUAUUCUCCUCUUUGGAGUAGCAUUCGUUCAGGUGAGCAUUUCCCAGCUACUUUUUAAGUAAGUCAGUCGGAACUUAUGCUCUUCAUCCUUUUUGCAUAAUUCACUCAAAAUCUUUCUUUUUGAAAGUCUUGCCUGCUGCUGUCUCACUUCGUAAUGCGCUGACAAAAGGAGCCUUCCUGAGAGCUCUUUUGAGCGCAAUUAACGUACACUUUAGUAUUGUUGACUGUGGGCAUUUGUCCAAAUCUUUAACGAAACCUGGGCUGUUCUGCCGCGAUCUAAUAUCCCAUUUCACAAAGAAAGUGAUCCUGUUGGGGUAGGAUUUGUUUGUUAACCUAGUUUUAGGCGACUCGGACGAUUUUGUGAUUCUAUUCCAGAAGCUGGCACCUAAUAAAGUGAGCGGUCAAGAGCUCGACGAAAACAGUUGUUGGUACAUCGAUUGUCGGUAACAGCAAAUUUCCACACUUGUGGCGGCGUUUACUGGCAAUGGUCAAAUGAACAAAGGAGCCCCUCAGACGUUUUCCAAGAACUCGUCAGUACCCGGUCUUUGCACUUGAGACGCUGAUAAAAAGGCUACAGUAUGUUACUACUACUGCUCACUAAUACUGCUACUGCUGCUACUACUACUACUACUACUACUACUACUACUACUACUAUUACUACUACUACUAUUAAUACUACCACUGCUACUGUCACCACUAAUACUACUACUGCUACUACUACUACUACUACUAAUGCUACUACUGCUGCUGACAGUUUGACCAUCACAACCCACGAUAUCCACCGCCUGCUCCACAACGUGGUGAGGCAGGCAUGGUGACGUGCACAUGAACUAGUUGUCAACGAGAGUAGACCUGCGCAACAUCAACCUCACUCCCUCCCACCCAAUCAAGAAGACCGGAGGCGGGAGAGGGCACAGGUGGCUGGCGCGGCCGGACCCGCACGUAGGCGUGCCACCACAACCCUGGUUCACAACAAACACUUUAUCAGGAUUUUAAGCAAUACCAACACAACGACGGUUCAGAAGGAGGGUGACUAAGCAAUCAUUCUCACGACCUGUAUACCCGGCGGGAGCGCAAACGCAUCUACCGGCAGGGAGCCAGGGCCAGAGAACUGCCAGCGCACACCAGGCUGCGAGGAUCGUGGUUUGCUGAUCAUGACAUGGCAGAUGCUUACAUUCCUUGACGCCCAUUACUACUACUACUACUACUACUACUACUACUACUACUACUACUACCACUACUACUGCUACUACUAUCACCACCAACACCACUACUACUACAACUGCUACUACUACUACUACGAGUCUAUAAGACCAGCGGCGAGGUCGGACGCAGUUGCUGAUAGAACUAGACGACUCUUCUACGCAUACCUCACACGCCUGGUCCACGCACGAUGACCAGGUUUUUAGACAAACGGCAAAGCGCGACGACUCGGGCUUUAUCCAAGUGGGGGUAUCAUGGCGGUUACAUUAUGAAGGAGCCAUUGCGGCCUGACUCUGUCCUGAAGGGAGGACCGAGUUAUCGCGCCACAGCCUUUAACGCGUCGAGGUAGUUUAAAAAAGCAUCAGAUUGUCUAUAGUUAGAAAUAGGCGCAGAAUGCUGUAGGGACACAGUCCCUAGGAUCGGUCUCACUCUUCCCACUCUCUCCUACAGUUGGCCUUGUUCGGAGAAAUUGGUCUCGCUGAGAGCACCGAUGUGCACUUCUCGAGUGACUGGCGCCGUCCUUGGAUUAUCUAAAAGAGGACGUACAUUCCAAACUUCCAGAGUGAACGAAACCACAUUAGCUGCCUGUGCUGUACACGCGGGGAUGGGGGUUUUUGCUGUUCGGUUGGUUGCAUCGACCGCAAGUUUUCAAUCCACGGGCCACUGUAUACUUGUAGAUGACGUGGACCCAGCAUUUGUUUGUCACCUUUUCUAGCCCUUUUCAUGGACGGCGUAGGCAGUGCUGUCUCUAAAUAAUGCUGCUCAGACGCCCCAGCUGACUGCCAAACUCCACUAUGGCUUGCGGCUGGGUUUAGUGGGAAAGCUGCAAGAGUUAGCCUGGGCCGCGUAUGGGAUUGCAUUUUUUUGAAGUGGAAGGUAGUCCGGACGGUGAGGGAGACAGAAUUGCCGGGUGUGGGGAAAGUUGCGCAACGCCGGAUACCCUCAUCUGAUUUGGCCCACCGGUGAAGGCGGUUUCUGGUGUGUGAUCGUUAUGCAGAGCCUAGCUUUGGGGAGCCACAGAAAAGAGCUUGGUGCCAGUUAAGGACCGUGUGGUGCAGUCACCACCUACCGGCCACCGCUUUCAUGAUGCGGCCUACCACGCAUACACAGUUGGCCCUUAACUAGACAUCCGCACACUCGCACAACAGGGGGGGAGCGGGGGUGGUGGCUUGCGUGUGAAUUCGUUUAUAAUUAUAGUGGACUCGCGCAGCAUCUACCGCACCAUCACCCCCCUCCUACUCGGUCCCGAUGUCAUGACUGAGUCAAGAGGGCCGGAGGCGGGAGAGUGUAGGUGACUGGUAUGGCAAAAACCCGCACCGAAGCGUGUUACCACAUCGGCUCGGAUCCCACUGGGUUGGAGUGCCGUAGAGGGCGCACGCAUGCACCCACCCACAUACACAAGCAUGUCUGUAACAGGCGGUUAGCAUCAUUGUAUCCUGUCAAACAAAGUUGAAAUUCAGACUGAGUAGGUUGACACGGAGUUUUCGAAGACGGUGUAGGGGUGGAGAGAAGCGCAGUGGACAUCUAGGAGCUCUGCGGUAAGGCCACAUCCCGGAUGCAGAUAUUAGCACGAUGGGUGGGGCAGGGCACGCUGUGAGAGCCACUCGUAGGCAGGUUUGCAGGCCUCAGUUACUCGAGAGGCGAACCAACAACCCAGACAGGAGGCCCACCAUGUGGGACGGAAGUGACAUGCUCCACGGCGAUCGUUCAAGGAAGACGCAGUUUCUUCGUAGACAGGUGUUUACUGUCUUUCUUUUGCAACCAAUGCAUAGAGCCGCUGAUUCAGUUGGCCACUGCUAACUGCCAGAUUUUUAUAACAUCUGCCUAUGCACAAUGCCCAAAUUUGACCGACGAACCAUGUCUCGAACACCGAACUCCUAGAUCUGCCAGUGACGCAUCCUAUCUGUGCUUUGGUCAAUGGUCGUUCCGGAUGGUUCGGUUGCGCAGUACGCCGACCUGAAGGUGAACUCCCACACAACCAUACUUUUCAGAACAUAAUUCGAAAUAGAAACCUCAGCCGCUGUGGUAAGGUCAGAUUUAGAGAGAGGAGAGCGAACGCUUUUGUCCUGAGAUAAUUAAAAUUGUCCCUAGCAUCCUUGCCCGUGAGCUGGAAGAAUCGGAGAAUACUGGUACUAACAUUAGAAAUGUUUGCUGUUUGAGACGAGAAGCUACAUAUUGGUUUCUGUAUUUCGGUCUCCUAGAAGGUCGACCCACGCAAGUCAUGACAAAUGAUUGAUUAGCCGAUGUACGACAUGAUUUCGCAAAAUGUCGCCGGUUUGAACAGAGCUACCUCUCAAGUAGAAGAUAAUAAAUGCGGAGUGAGCCGUCUCUUGGAGAAUUCGAUUAGACAGUGUAAUUUAACUUAUGUCAGCAAAAAUAAUAAUGGAAGAUCAACCGUACUGACAGUAGGCGUGCUAGCUAAACACCCAGACACACAUGUUUCGCCAAUUUUGGACCUCAGAGCGACGCAACUGCGAGGGGUUCGGCUCACCAAUGCUUUCAGUGUGCUUUGUGAUUUAUGAACUCCGGUUUAGGUGCCGCCCUUUUUGACUUCUGCUCAAAUAUUCAUAUCAAAUUUUGCACCGAGUCUAACAAAAGUCUAUUUCGAAGGAUUCACGUAUUAAUUUUUGAGGAAAUUAAAAAGGUGACCCCUACGAGGUUUUUUUUCGCAAAUGCAGAUAUUCAAUUAAAAUCUGUGCAGACUUGUGUUCUAACCAGCUUGCGACACUGUUAGUCGGUCUGCACUCAGUAGGCUUGAAGCUAGCAAGCUCCUGAGUUAAACCUGUUCAUGAAGGUUAGUUGGUGUGGAAUUCAUAAGUUGCCGGUUUUUCUAAUAUAUUCAACCUGAACCGCUGACGUAAAAAGGGCAUGCAUAUUCGGGCGCCAGUGCUUGGCGCUAAUUUAUUACUACUCUUCGUGUUUGCGCAAGCAUUUCCCGUGAAUUGUUUAGUGCUGUCCGUAUGAGGCAUUGCUUCCUUUUUGGGCUCCAGAUUUUUUAGCCAACUCCCCAGAAGCCAAUUCAUUUGUGUUGCCCAUCAUUUCCCGGGCUUCUGUUUGCACUACUGCAUCCAUCUAUUUCUUGCCGUAAGCUCUGAUCCGAGAUUCCUUUUAUCUCUCAAACCGUACUUUUUUAUACGAACACACAUUUUGCCGUUUGCCAACGUUUAUUAGCACUUUGAUUAGUCGCCUGCAUGCUUCAGUAGGUUAUUAGGUUAGACACCGCCUACACGCCUGACACUCUUUUUUCAACCCCCAGCUGGCGCCGACCUCGGGAAAUGGUUCUGCGUCGGUAUCGAAGGAGGCUCAGAAUCCCAUAUUGGGCCUAAUUGCGGUGAUCACAGCCAGUCUGUCGAGUGGUUUUGCGGGCGUCUAUUUUGAAAAGUUGAUGAAAGAUACUGCCCCCUCCCUAUGGGUCCGAAACAUUCAGUUGGGUGAGAACUUCUCAGAGUACAUUUCCUUUACCCUUUUUGCUUUUCGUCUCUUUUGUUAACACUGCUGACUUUUUAUCUAACUUUUCAUAGAAUGCCAUUUCUAACCAGUAAUCUAGGAUUGGCAGAAUAUCAUUAUCGAAACACGCAGUAACCAUUUUGGUGUUUGGUACUGUUGUGUGCCAAUAUCUUAUUUUGUGUUUAUGUUUUGUGAAUAUGCUCUGGCAAGUUGUUUUCAUUUUGUUAGUUGUCACGGAUUAAGCCUAAUUGGAUAGGCAAGUAGUUGACGCACACUGCGAACCCCCGGCCAUCGCAGUGUCAUGACAUGACCGUCGCCUCCGACGAUGUCCACCGUGUGCUCCCCAGCAAGGUGAAGCAGGCACGGUGACUUACGCGUCAUUUAGUUUAUAGUUAAUGUGGACUUUUGCGGCAUCUACCGCACACUCUCCUCUUCCCCAACCUGGACCUGCUGUCAAAACAGAGUUAAGAGGACCAGAGGCGGUGGAGGACGCAGGUGGAUUGCACGGUCGAGACCGCACCUUGGCGCUCCACUCCUCACCCCCUGGUCCACACAGCAAAUGACCAGGAUUUUAACCCGGUCACACCUAGGCGUACCGUCACACUUGGCCCCUAUCCCGCAGAAUGGGAGUGCUAGAAACGCCACAUCAAGAAGGAGCCACUGCAGCCUGACUCUUAGAGCACCAGCCAGCCGCUCCACACAAACACACAGCACUGGACCGACUGAGAGGUUCAAGUUAUCCCGUCAGUUGGAAACCUUCCAUGCCAUGGCUUUUGGCGCACCGUGAUAGCUUCAGACGCGUCAGAUUGUUUGUAGUGAGGAAAAUGCGCUGAGUCGUCUACCACACUCUCCCAUCCCAUUCCCAGGCCCCAGUCACUGUCCGAGCCGACUAUUUGACAGGUGCGGGGGAUGGGCGCGUUAGCUGACAUAUCUAGUCACCUUGCCUGCGCGCACCACCUGCACGACCUGGCCCCCUAAACACAAACACCAUGAUUUCAGACAACGGGGGUUGGGCGGCGUACAUCUCACAUGCGUGAGAGUGCCGUAGGUCACGUUCCGAAGGAGCUGUUUCAGCCUGGCUCUCAGCCCACCAGUCCGCCACUCCACACAAACACACACAACUGGGCAGACUGCGUGAGCUGAGUUGGGGCAUCAGUCAGCAGCCUUCCAAACCGCGACACUUGACGCACGGUGAUAGUCGCAGACUUGAAUCAAACAUGCAGCGGCGGCGCCGCAAGGGGAUGGAGCCGAGACGCACACUUCCCACUUGCGUGGAAGGUGGCAAUUGGAUGCUUGUGGUGGAUGAUGGUGUUGCGUGAUGUAGGGGGGGGGGGGGAAGAUGAGGUAAUGUGUAGUCGGCGGUUGUCUACCACUGGCUUUCGUGAAUUCGCAUGUGUCCCAGUAGGUCCGUGCGGUGGACGAAUGUGUGGGUGCAGUAAGGCCAGUUGAGGUGGAUUCGGCGAGUGUAUGUUGGUGCUCCAGGUACUGGUUCGCCAGUCUCUGUGCGAUGGAUUCGCACACUCUGGUCUGAUCGUGAAGAGUCAUUGCUUCACGCCGAACUCUCACAAAGAUUUUUUUCAUUAUAAACCACCUCACGUGUCUCGGACUACCGCGGCACACUAACAGCCAUGGCUUGGGGGAGGCUUAAACAAGGGAUAAUUCGACCCUCCGGACUGUGAAGUGAAUCUGUAGUGGCCCUUUCCAAUAAAAGAUCUGAAAUCCCUUUCCUUCGUCUGGGUUUAUUUGAAUGGAGAUCAGCAUGUUUCUUUGCGCGCCUAAAAGUGAAUUUGACCUCGCAAGCCAUUGUGUCUGACUCACAGCCCGUUUCCUUGACAUUACUCGGUCACUGGAAUAUUCUGCGCUUUGAAAAAACGCCGGGGGGGAGGUACGCUUUUUGCCUAAUUCAGGCCCUUCCUAUACCUUUUCGUUACAAUACCUGGUUUGUUGUCAAAAUACCACUAAGCCAUAUUCAAAGUAUGCCUACAAAUGUACUAGUUGUUACAUACUCUAAUUCCGAGCUCUUAUGCCACACAAAAAACGCCGCGAAUGCGAAUUGAAGUUUAAUUUUACCUUUCGCAAAAUCGUGUUACAAAGCCAAAUUGAGCGUCACUUUCAAGAAAUUCGCAUGUUUAAGGCAUUUCAAGGCAUAUCUUCCGCGCUGCAAACCUACUGAAUGGGUGAAUCACUUUAAGUUGUCGAAAUUUGUCACUACCUCAUUAGUAAUACGCCUGAGCGCUAUUGCUUUACAGCUUGUCGCAUAUAUUUUUGAGGACAUCCGUCACUGCGGUCACAGAUUCUCUGUUUCACUGCGAAUUAACCUCUUGGCAGAAAGGCUACACGCAGUAAAUAGUUAAAACGACCUUACCUGCAAUCCACCUCUCUAUCUCUCCUUCCCGACGGUGAACUUGAGUUUUUUUGCUCCUGGACUCUCUGUGCCUGAUCACCCCACACUGAACAGAAUAGUUAGUUUUCAUCUGCUUUGCGAUGUUGCCACGGCAUGUUAGAAUUGGCAGCAAAAGCUAGUUGCGUUAAGAUGAUUGUUUCUGCGCGCGAGCAAUCGAACUGUUUGUUUGGCCCCCCAGUAACAGGUAUCUCCUACUCAUUAGCAGACAAUGGAAAAUGAGGAGGCUAACAAGAUGUACUGCGAGCGCGAGAUCGUGUCGUCUUCGGCCUCUCGGUUUCGCACCGGGCGUCCAGUCUCUGAGCUAAGGCGGGCGCGCAUUAUCGAUGCUGUUUUCCCACUGUUUCGCACUGCGACCUUUCCAGCUGAUCCUAUGUUUUCGCAUUUCACAAAACAUGCUAUGAUCUGGGCAUAUUCUACUUCUUAUUCAAAUUAGUACAGAUUACGCCGAGUUCUGACACGGUAAUACGCUUACCUGCCAAUAGAUCAUUUCUUCUUUCUUUAACUGAUGUAUGCUGUGUUUACCGUUGACGUCAGGUUUCUGGGGUUCCGUCCUAGCCCUCAUUGGUGUCUACCUGACAGACCACCAGGCGGUGGCCCAAUACGGAUUCUUCCAAGGCUACAAUUUCAACGUAAUCCUUGUGAUUGGCCUACAGUCUUUCGGCGGUCUCUGUAUAGCCGUAGUUAUCAAGUACGCAGACAAUAUUCUGAAGGUUUUCGCCACCUCAAUCUCAAUUAUCCUGUCGUGUGUGGCCUCCUACUACCUGCUUGGCGACUUUGUUCCAAACUGGUAAGUUUUACGUAUGUUUGUGCUGUUGUUUCUGUGUGCAACUGUAGAUAGUUCAAGCCUUUGUUGGAACACUACCCUUGAAACUGUUGACCAAAUGACGUCAUGUGCUCCAUUCGGCUUAAUCUGUUGGAGGACGUGCGUAGGUAAUUGGAAGUUUCCGAAAAAAUGCUGACAGUUCAGAAGAAGGGAGACUAAAACGCAGUGGGUGGUGCAUGCGUUUCAAAUAUCAGGGCCCAUGUGUCUCGGAUGCUUCUCGUUAAAUGCUCCCUUCGCUGUCAUCCGCCGCUUUCCAGUGUCACAAGGACGGCCGGCUGAUGUCUUCAUUCAGUUCGCAUCUUUUACCUUUUCCCGAUGGAUUGUAUUCUGUCUAAAUGGUCCGAGCUGCAUAGCUUAUUGCAAAACAGAACAUGUUAUUUAUUAGAAUAUGGGGAAUUGUUCCAUAACCUGCUGUAAGAAGUAUGGUAAACACGCAGAACCAGUUAACUUGUAACACCACCCAGUAAAAGGUUAGUACUUGCUAGCACUUGGUGACCACAUGCCUACGGUAGUGAUUAUUUGGGCACUUUGCUCUGAGGAUUUCGCGCACUACUUCUAGGUUGAUAAAGAGUGCAUAGUCUAUCCGAGCACACGAGGUCCUCGAAGUCCUCGACACUUCUUUAAAGCGCAGUUACCGAAAAUGCUCAUUAUUUUCCAUGACAACAUAGGCCAGGCGAUUUAGUUUUCCAACUGUUAGCCUCUGUUUAUGUGUGCGGGCAAGGGAGGACUUCUUCGUUUGACUGUAACAGUUGGGCCGUCGUUACUGACAAUGCUCAUUGUCUGCUCCACAGCAUGAUGGCCACAGAGCGGUGACUUGCGGAGCAUCUCCGGUACCACCUCGCCCACCUGGGUUCCGUGGCAAGACAGAGUUGGAGCGACCGGAGGCAGUGGCCGGCAAGGCUAAACACCCCGUCUACGCGCAUGAACCACGAUCUAGCCUCGCGCGAUGUCUCAGCUUUUAAAAAAGAUGUGCCAGCCCGCAUCGUACGGGCGUGAGAGUGCCACGAAGACCCCAAUAUGCAGCAGCCAUUGCAGCUGGACUCUCAUUCCGCAGGCCAGCCAUCCCACAGGACUGAGCAUGCGGAACUUUUGGCUGUAGUACCUGCACCCCAUAGACCAGAGUCUUGUCACUGCAGGCCUCUCCGUUGUUGGACAGAAAAAUUUCGCCUCAAAGACAAAUUAUCGGCGGUCUUGCCAUCGUUUUGCAUUACAGGUCGCCAUCAACAAGGACACUGCCUCGCAGUCUCGUCUUCGCACCACCGCAUGCAUUGGAAGUUGCCAAUAUUUCGAAUGUGGGCGAUCUCGCCUUGUGUUCCUCUGAGCGAGUGAACAAAGAUUCUGUCCCGUUCAGGCGAUCGGAGGCGGGGAUCUCGUUCUGGCCGCAGUUUUUGACUACGUGACGAUCCAUAUGCUUCAUCGUUUAAGAUUGUCUGCCUCUUCUCGCACAUUGAGGCCUUUGUUUAUAAUGUGCCUGUAUUCCUAUGGCCCAGAAGAAUAAUGGGUCGAGGAUCCCGUAUGAUUAUAGCCUCAUACUUUCCGCCGAUUGGGAUCAAGAAAAUGCGGGCAUUGAGACUGAAGGAAAAUCCGUUCCCAUGAAGCCGCACACGUGUAAUGACAUUUCGGUGGCUAAUCCCCAUUCGGUGGGGCAAUAUUUUCUCCGUGAGGUGAGUUCAUAUUGGCAACAAGUGACAGGACAGUGCUCUGCCAGUCUGAUGACGGCUACUGUGGCCUGAACAUCCUGUGGUGUAAAGUCUUCUCGUGGCAGCUUACUCCUGAUCUCGCGGAAAGUACACUUGUAUUCUCAGGUCAAUAAGACUACGGCUUGGGUAGACUCCACUUCGGUUAAUGCCUGGAGCGCUGUAACCGAAUUGAUAGGCCUUGAAAAUAUUGGUUUUGUGGGGUUACCCAAAGUGCAUCAUAUAGUACAUGCGAAGCAAAAUAUACUGACCGAAGGCUAUUUGCCUGCUUGCCCAAUGUAGCCAAUGCCAAACAUUCCAGUGGACGAAAAGUUGGUUUCUGGAGUUUGUGCGUUGUCGGAUCAACAUAUGUCAGGUGACUGGUAAAUGCACAAGCUCCCACUGGUGCCGAUGAACCUGACAUCCCCUCAGGAAAUCCCCAGCGGAUGCUCCCCUACUGCGGUAUGACAAAGACCUACCGCUGGCUGCAAGUGGGGCUGCGUACACACCGUCUCCCAUUGCAUCACAGACAUCGUGGCACAGGUAAUAUGGAACGAAGGCAGCGCAGACAACAGGGGAGUGUUUCUCCCCUUUCAGGGAGGUGUUUCUACCGAAGAUGUGGAAAUCCGAAGUUGGAAGUCUUUGGCGCGUUGUCUUGCAUGAGGAAUAUUCCGGAGGUCAUUGAGCGCUUGGCAGGCAUUGUCGGGUGAAGGGUUGCGGCAUCAUUCCGGUUGUUAUUAGCGUUAUGCCUUACCGCUCAUUCGGUUAGCUUCAGAGUCGGACGAUCUUCAAAAUGCGAAGCUGGACAACGGGAGAUGAGAAGGUAUGGUCAAUGAGAACAUAAGUUGGCACAUAGUAUAAAUUAGAAGGACUACUGGAACUUCCGCAUGUUAUUGUGUCAUUUUUGGCCCGCCCUCGCUGAAGCAGUAGGUGCGCGUCUUUAACCUAUGAAGGGGAGUAAUGGUCUGCUUUUGGCGUUUUGUGCAUUAGAUGUACAUCCUUGAACACAUUUGAUGCUCAUUACCUUGUUUGGAGGCAAUCACAAAAGAUAUUUUAGUCCUGUGCGAUUCUUCUAUUUUGCCACCCAUGUAACGGUAGGCAGACGCCGUGCUUUUUCUAAAGCUUUUUCGCUCCACAUCUUCAUUCUUGCUGCGUUAGUGCUGUUCCCACUUUUUGUCCAGCCACAUGUUUUUCGCAUUGGUUGAAGUGAUUCCCAAACGCAUUUUACUUUGCCCGCCUCUAGGUACUUUGUGCUCGGUUCAGUCGCUGUUCUUUCGGCGACUAUCCUCUAUGGCUUUCCUCUUUGUCCUGCGCCUCCAUUGCUCCCAGUCUCCCGGAAUUGA